Paraphaeosphaeria sporulosa is the source of this 768-nucleotide messenger RNA. RefSeq lists its product as uncharacterized. The transcript has a single exon. Lineage: Eukaryota; Fungi; Ascomycota; Dothideomycetes; Pleosporales; Didymosphaeriaceae. The coding region runs from base 35 to 583 and encodes 182 amino acids. The record is from RefSeq and is a predicted model, not a curated record.
GAGCGGAGGCUUCUUCACUCAAUCAUUGACCGCCAUGGCGCAUCACCCCACAGCGAAACCGCAGCUUGCUUGUGAAUACACCGCCACUUCAACCACUAUUACGAAACUGAGCUGUCACUUCAACGACACCUAUGACACGAUCAUCCAAAAAUUUCGUCUUCAAGUCCCACUGCUUGACAUCUCUCGUAUGCGUGCCGCAACCAAGGACAAAGAAAUAUCGCAAGCGGUGGAAGCUUCUGGAUCUCCGUCGGGAUUUGUCCUUUUCGCGGAGUAUAAUCACGCAGGCUGGAUGCGACACUUCACGAUUCAUGGGAAACCUCUGCAGCGUGCUCAUCGGUUCACAUUCGGUAACCCGUUGUUUGCCUUGCCGGUCCUACAGCACAGUAUCCAAGCGGCGUUGCACAUCCCGCUUGACUGCUGCUUUAUUGAAGAGCUGGAUCGGAAGAGAACAAAGAUGAUCGUCACACUUCCGACUACAUUCCUUGGUAGUACUGAGGUGGAUGUGGAUGCUGCAAGGCAUGCUUUGGCGGAAAUCGAAGGGAAGCUGCUUACAUUGGUUCAACAACUCACGCCGCAGACGUAGCUAACGGCAUUCGCGGCAUCUGCUCCACUAGCUCUGGGUGCCUACGUGUCGUAUCAAAAAUUACAAUCCGAUUAUCUUGAUUUGGUGGCGUUGCGCGUAUCCAUUGCGUUUUAUUGCCCCAUCCAUCCUGCACGAAUCCUUUGUCGUCGGAACUUGGGCGCUCUUCGCUUAAUCCGCGAGCGUGC